This is a messenger RNA of Notodromas monacha, 938 nucleotides long. The record is from the annotation of a GenBank genome assembly. NCBI's taxonomy places the organism in Eukaryota, Metazoa, Arthropoda, Ostracoda, Podocopida, Cyprididae.
AGACCUUGCCAGGAAAUUGUGCAUUCAUCGUUUACUGCGCAACUUCUCGCCGGAUGAAUGAUUCGCGAAGUUUUCUCGCAGGAUUUGAGAGCGAAAGUCCGGUCAUCGCGUUGAACUUCUAACAUGACCGCGGUAGAAACUGCGAGUGUUGCCGCGCGUGAGACUUGCGAAGGGAAACUCUCGAAACUGGAUUCCCAUGGGAAUGCAAAUGGAAAUACCGGCAUGGAAAGCGUUGAUGUGGAGGACGAGACGCAGCAACAGUGUUCCGACGAUAAUUCUGAAAUUCGAAACGCACCGAACUCGGAGAAGAAGCGGAAACGGAAAGCAGGAGUGAUCUACAUGUCGACUGUACCGCGAACUCUCACUGUUGCCCAGAUUCGUUCCCUUAUGUCACAAUUCGGGAAAGUAGGGCGUAUUUUCUUGCAACCCGAAGAUAAUCGAUUGAAGAAAGGAAACAAAUCGAAACGGCGGAAAUUUUCCGAAGGUUGGGUCGAAAUGGAACGCAAAAAAGAUGCGAAACGCAUCGCGGAACAGCUGAAUAACCAAAGAAUUGGCUACAAGAAGCGCAGCCAUUUAUACGAUUGUCUUUGGAAUUUGAAAUACCUUUCGGGGUUCAAAUGGGCGCAUUUGAAUGAACGUCUGGAGUACGAGCGUCAAGUGAAAAAGCAGCGUAUGAUGAAUGAAAUCUCGCAAGCGAAACGCGAAACAGACGCUUACGCAAAAGCGGUGGCGAAGUCGAAAUAUUUAUCAAAGAAGGGAUUCAUUCAGAACAGAGAAAGCGACGCUGAUGAUAGUCCGGUUGAAUCUGACGUCGACAUGCCGGGACCUGUACCCGCUGAAAGUCGUGACGCUUUUUUGAAGAAUUUGUUUGCGCGGAAGUGAGAAUACUUGCCUGCAAAUUUCCGAAAUAACCAGCUGCUGUGAUUUUUCACUCGACA